UUAGGGUGGUGUUGGGUUUUUGGGUAUUUAACCUCAUCUUCUCUCACUUCUCCCAAUUCUCUAAUCUCUCUGCUUUUAUUUUUUUUUUUGUGGGUAGAGAGAGAAAGAGAAACAUCCUCCUCUUGUCCAAUCACAACUCGCAUUCUGUCCUCGGGAUCCGCUGUGCUCCUACAUACUCUGUUCCCAAAGUACAAAACCCAAGUUUCAAGGCUCCAUUUCCCAGGACGACGGAUACUUUUAGUUUUGGUUUUGCUCAACCCUGCAACAAUACCGCUUUCUCUCUCUUCCCCUCACCUCCCAAAAUAACUCUCUCUCUCUCGCUCUCUCUCUCUCUCUCUCUCUCUACUCUUUGGGAUAAGAACUUGCAUCUCUCUUUAAUUUGGAGGACCCUUGACCAUCACGUAGACCUGGACGCAAGAUUUCUAAGGCUAUUGUAAUAGGGGAGUAUCCUACCUGCACUGAUAUCCUUCUUUGGAGAACAUGAAUACCUUCUCACAUGUUCCACCAGGUUUCCGAUUCCAUCCAACCGACGAAGAGCUAGUUGACUACUAUCUUCGAAAGAAAAUUGCUUCAAAGAGGAUUGACCUAGAUGUCAUUAGAGACAUUGAUCUCUAUAAGAUUGAGCCAUGGGAUCUGCAAGAGAAAUGUAGGAUAGGAAAUGAGGAGCAAAAUGAAUGGUACUUUUUCAGCCAUAAGGAUAAGAAAUAUCCGACGGGUACACGAACAAAUAGGGCCACGGCUGCAGGGUUUUGGAAAGCCACUGGUAGGGAUAAGGCCAUUUAUUCGAAGCAUAAUUUGAUAGGCAUGAGGAAGACACUAGUGUUUUAUAAAGGUCGAGCUCCUAAUGGACAAAAGUCAGAUUGGAUCAUGCAUGAAUAUCGGCUUGAAACAAAUGAGAAUGGCCCACCCCAGGAAGAGGGUUGGGUGGUGUGCAGGGUCUUUAAGAAGAGGAUCACAACCAUAAGAAAAGCAAGUGACCACGAAUCACCAUGCUGGUACGAUGAUCAAGUCUCCUUCAUCCCCGAACUAGACUCCCCAAAGAGGUUGCCAACUCAAGGAGACCUGCCCUUCCACCACCACCACCACCACGCCUUCUCAUGCAAACAAGAGCUUGAGCUCCUCCAUUAUCACCAUCACCAACACGACCCUUUUCUCCAACUCCCUCAACUAGAGAGCCCCAAACUCCCCAAUUCUUCCUAUGCAAUUGCACCGCAACAAGAUAAUCCUGUGACCACUGACUGGCGUGUGCUCGAUAAAUUUGUCGCCUCUCAGCUCAGCCAUGAGGAGGCUACCCCCAAAGACCAGGAGAGCUUCUCAGACCCCUCGGGCACGAUCGAAAUCCCGGAGCAUGUGAGCUUGAUAAUACGCCAACCCUCAAAGGAUGCAACCGAGUACAUAGCCUCGGCGUCCGGGUGUCCCAUCGACCUGUGGAAGUGAACAAGGGCAUAUGACUGAUCUUAGACAUAACUGAAAGAAUGAGAUUUACAUCCUCAUGUACAUAAUAAGAAAACUAAGUUACAGUAGUUAGUCCAUGGAGAGUCUCCUCUUACUUGUAAUGUUAAUGUCCUCUAGCCAGUCAGCUCCUAGCAUGGCUAGGAUUAAAACCCUAGUAUGUUUUGAUAAUAAAAUGUUUUAGAAAAUUAUUGUGACCGUAAUAGUAAGAGUCAAUGUCAUUUGUUGGGGAGUCACUCACGACCUAGAGAGUGAGGGGAUGGAUGGCCAUCCGGGCAGCCCCAUUUGUAUUCCCCAUAUGUAAAUCUUUGCCACUUUCUCUUUGAUGCCCCCCAUCAACAAAUUUGAAACCAAUAUGAGAGGGUAUUCUUUUUAUUUUACCUGGUGUUAAAUAUUGGGGAGCAAGCAAUGUUAUGUCUUUAAACUUUAUUAAUGGAUAAUUGAUUGUCCUUACAAGCACUUUGCUUUAGGAUAAAGUUCUUCUUCUUCUUCUUCUUCUUGCUCUAAAUUUCUUCUCUUAUUCUUGUGUUUUUUUUGGAUUUUUUUUAUUUUUUUAUUUUUUUUUGCUCUCUCUAACUUUUUGGAACAUUUGUGAACAGCAUUACAUGAUCACUUCCCCUUGUAUAGUGAAGGAACAUGCUAUCAUGGGAAGUCAAAUAUAUAGAAAUAUACUUAUGUUUUCUUUUUUAAAGGAAAACAUAAUUUACAUUUUCUUUUACGUAAUUCAUUAUUGUCCUUUUAGGGGUUCGUUAUUUGUACCCCUGAAGUACUAUUUUCUUUUCAGAUAAUGUUCCUUUUUGCCCUAACCACUAAAACAUUGGAGGCUUUUUUGCCCUAACCACUAUGCCUGAAGGCAAAACCCAAUUCUUUGUAAAUGACUAAUCUUUUUUUAUUUCCAUUUUGCUAAUUUUGCAUUUUAAAACAUAUUGUAGACACUUUUUCCUCUAAGUUAUGUUAGACAAUCAUAGAAGAAUAUGUAGAUUGCUUUCUAUGCCAUACUACCAAAGUUGGCAUUCCUUGUCAAAUUAUGGAGCAUUCACUUGUAGGAAGCUCAGAAUUGAAAUGCAGGCUUCCUCAUUUACAUUUAAAAUUCAACAAAUUGGAGUUUUUCACUCUAUCAUGAUUCUUCCAAUGCUUAAAAAUUAUCUUAGCUAUCUAACCAGUAUAAUACCAAAACAGUAAAAAAAUCCAGCUAGUAUCACGAGUUUUUAACUUGGUAAAUAUUUCUAUUGCAAGAGGAAUAGAAAUAAAAAGAAGAAAGUGCAAAAAGGAUUAAGUAGACUAAGGCUACUUGUGAAAUUGCAAUAUGAAACUUAGUCUAGAUCUUUGGAGUUUAACUCUGCAGCAGCCAAGGCAGCCUCAAAUUCAAAUUUUAAGUUUCCUUUCUUCUUUUGGCUCUAGGGCUCCUAGGGCCCCUAGGGCCUUAAAGACCAAGAAGACUUAUUAGGAAGACAACACAUGAACUGCCAGUGUUCAACACCCUUUUUUUUUUUUUGCAAGUUCCAGUCUUCUUGUACUCCAAACCAUUGUUAUCUAGACCCAACCUGGAAACUGGAAACUGGUGUGAGUACAUGUGCUUCUUCAUUGAUCUAAAUUUACAUGCAGUUAUGGAUAUGUCUCACAUGGUCAAAUAAUGUAUUUCUUCACUUAAAGCCUAUAAUUGACUGAAAAAUUAUUUCAAAUUGCUCAUUCUCUUCCAAAUAUAUCAUCAUCUAGCCACUCAAAUCUCUAAAUCUAUCUUAAAGUCCACUGCAAACCAGGAUUUUCAUAGAUUUUUAUGUAGUGCUCAUUUUGUGGCCGAGGAAAUAGGAAACAUUAGGUAUUUACUGUGAGCCGAGGAGAUCCUCAUCUAAGGUACCCUAUUGUUUCUUUUAUUCAAUUUCUUUUCCUUUGGUUUUUCUUUACUUUUUUUUUUAUUUUUUACCUACCUUCUUUAUUUUUUAUUUUUUUAUUCAGUAAUUUAGUGGGGAAGACAUGCCCCUACCCAUUUUUU
Amborella trichopoda is the source of this 3445-nucleotide messenger RNA. RefSeq names its product NAC family transcription factor (gene NAC007). The record is from RefSeq and is a predicted model, not a curated record. Lineage: Eukaryota; Viridiplantae; Streptophyta; Magnoliopsida; Amborellales; Amborellaceae. Gene Ontology annotation, molecular function: DNA binding. Gene Ontology annotation, biological process: regulation of DNA-templated transcription.